AUGGCGCCAUCUAACCCAGGCCCACCGCUCAGCCUCCCUCCGCCCUACCACUCCCUCCCCCACCUCCUCCACCCGCGCCACCGCCACCCGCUCCGCCGCGUCCUCGCGGCGCACGCGCUCGCCGCCGUCGCGGGCCACCUCUCCCUCCCGGACCCGGGGCCCCACACCCUCCUCCUCGCCGCCUACUCCCGCCUCCCGCGCCCCUUCCCCGCCGCUCCCCUCCUCCUCCUCUUCCGCUCCUCCCUCCGCGCCUCCGUCGCACCCACCCGCCACACGCUCCCGCUCGCCGUCUCCGCGGCCUCCUCCGCGGGCCGCCGCCACCUCCCGCUGGCGCUCUCCCUCCACGCCGUCGCGGUGGCGCGCAACCUCCUCCCGUCCCCGCACGUCGCCAACGCGCUCGUCUCCCUGUACGCCAGGCACGCGCUCCCGGACGCCGCGCGCAGGGUGUUCGACGAAAUGCCAUCCGCCCCGGACGUCGUCUCCCACAACGCGCUGAUGCACGCGUACGUCAGCGCCGGGCGGGUGGGCGCCGCGCGGGAGGUGCUCGAGGGGAUGCCCGUGCGGGACGCCGUGUCCUGGGGCACGGUCGUCGCCGGGUGCGCCAAGGCUGGUCGGCUGGAGGAGGCGGUGGGGCUGUUUGACAGGAUGAGGGAGGAGCACUUCAGGCCCGACGAUGUCACUCUGGCCGCGGUGCUGUCGUGCUGCGCACAGCUCGGGGCGCUGGACAAGGGGCGGGAGGUGCAUGAGUAUGUAAAGCGGACCAGGCCCUGCCCUAACGUAUUCUUGUGCACGGGGCUCGUUGAUCUCUACUCCAAGUGUGGUUGCGUCGAGGCUGCGAGGGAGGUGUUCGAGGCAUGCCCAGAGAGGAACGUGUUCACGUGGAAUGCUCUCGUCGUUGGACUUGCGAUGCACGGCCAUGGCAUGGUAGCGUUGGAGUACUUCCACCGGAUGCUCUCUGAUGGAAUUCAACCAGACGGAGUCACUUUCUUGGGGGUGCUGAUCGCUUGCAGCCACACUGGCUUUGUGGACAUGGCAAGGCACGUCUUUUGCAACAUGGAGGACAAGCACAAUGUACCCCGGGAACUGAAACAUUACGGGUGCAUGGCUGACCUGCUUGGUCGGGCUGGACUAAUUGAGGAAGCUAUGGACAUGGUCAGCAAGAUGCCCAUGGAAGGGGACAGUUAUGUGUGGGGAGGUAUUCUUGCUGGAUGUAGAAUGCAUCGCAACGUGGAGGCAGCGGAGGUUGCAGCCCAGCAUUUGUUGCAACUGAACCCUGAUGAUAGUGGGGUGUACUCUGCCAUGGCUGGGAUCUAUGCAGAUGCAAUUAGGUGGGAGGAUGUGGCGAGGAUCAGGAAGUUGAUGGAUGAAAGGAUUAGCAGGAGGAAUGUAGGCUGCAGUUCAAUUACAACAGAGCUCAAAGAUGGUACUACUAUGCUGAGCUGAUUGCAGGGGAAUAUAUAUCAGAAUUCAGAAACACUGAAAGUAGACAAUAGUUUGGAAAGAGGACUAGCGCGAAUUGCAGUCAUAAGAUUCAUGAAGAUUCAAGGUGCAGGCGUAACCACUGUAUUCACGAGUCAUUUUAUUUGUGCUGCCAAAUGGGAAUCUAAUGAUGGAGUCAUCUUGCAGUUUCACACAGAACAUGUGGUUGCUUUCGUUCAUGAAAUUGAAGAUACAUGAACUUUGUGGCAACUGCAAUUUAUUGUCAAAUCAAGCUCAUUCCGAUGCCAACAAAGGAAGUUCAUGAAUGAUUUGAAGAGGGAUGUGGAAAAAUUCCUGGCGCAGUGCAACUAAAUUUCUCUCACGGCUAGCAGAUCCUUCGUGAUAUAUUUUGCAGGAAUUCAAUCUGAAAGGUGAGAGUCGCUCAGACCCUGUGCAUUUUAAAUAUUCGCCCAGAAAAUUAUCCACUGGACACAAGAAACGACCAGGAUUACUUGUCCUGCUGCUGAUUUCAGCCCAUGAUUGAUGCAUGCCAGUUGAUGUGGUGGCGGUGGGUUCAUUUCGACGUACCAGGCUAAUUUUCUCUCUGGCAAUCUCGUUUAAGACUGGUAUGUAAAUUGAAGAAAAGUAGCUCGCUGUUUGUCUAUGAUAUGUAAUUGCUAGCAUGAUGUGAAUAAUUGACUGAUUACGAGAAGGAAUUAAAAGUUGCAUUCCUUCAUAGUAAAAAAUGUCUAGUUUAUAUCCUUACUGGUUCACUGCUGUU
Setaria italica (foxtail millet) is the source of this 2200-nucleotide messenger RNA. RefSeq names its product pentatricopeptide repeat-containing protein At5g61800-like. NCBI's taxonomy places the organism in Eukaryota, Viridiplantae, Streptophyta, Magnoliopsida, Poales, Poaceae. Gene Ontology annotation, biological process: RNA modification. The record is from RefSeq and is a predicted model, not a curated record. Gene Ontology annotation, molecular function: protein binding; RNA binding. The coding region runs from base 1 to 1443 and encodes 480 amino acids. The transcript is spliced from 2 exons.